AUGGAUCUAGCACUACCAUUCGACUACACAGUAAUUUCUGCUCAACAACGAGAUGGCCUUGCAAGAGAAAUGAUCAAUCUUACGCAAAAACUUCACAAUACACAAUGUGUCAUCCAUGGAGAUAUCAAACCCGAGAAUAUGCUCAUCAGGCGCUCAGACUUCCGCCUCAUCUUCUGUGAUUUUGCCGAGAGCAGGAUCAGAGACGAAGACCCCAAUCGGUGGCAAGGAGCAACCACCAUCAACUAUCUUGCGCCAAAUAGAGAUCCCAACAAGGCGCCGACCUUUGUCGACGACUUGUAUGCGUUGGGUUUGAGUAUCUGGCAGCUUUACUCUGGCAGGAAACCUUUUGCCAACCUGGAGCCAGAUCAGAUCUUGGAGCUGCUGAAGCAGAAGUGGACUGUUGAUUUGAACGUCAUCACCGAUGCCCCAAUCAGAAACAUCGUGGCUCGAUAUCUGUCGAUGGGUGGCGCCACACUUGAAAAAGGGUAUCCAUGA
This is a messenger RNA of Endocarpon pusillum Z07020, 495 nucleotides long. RefSeq lists its product as uncharacterized. Bases 1 to 495 code for a protein of 164 amino acids. Gene Ontology annotation, biological process: protein phosphorylation. The record is from RefSeq and is a predicted model, not a curated record. The transcript has a single exon. Gene Ontology annotation, molecular function: ATP binding; protein kinase activity. Lineage: Eukaryota; Fungi; Ascomycota; Eurotiomycetes; Verrucariales; Verrucariaceae.